Penicillium vulpinum is the source of this 2850-nucleotide messenger RNA. RefSeq lists its product as uncharacterized. Gene Ontology annotation, molecular function: phosphatidylinositol-4-phosphate phosphatase activity. Gene Ontology annotation, cellular component: endoplasmic reticulum. The transcript has 3 exons. Bases 1 to 2850 code for a protein of 949 amino acids. NCBI's taxonomy places the organism in Eukaryota, Fungi, Ascomycota, Eurotiomycetes, Eurotiales, Aspergillaceae. Gene Ontology annotation, biological process: phosphatidylinositol dephosphorylation. The record is from RefSeq and is a predicted model, not a curated record.
AUGCCCACUUUAUUGCGCAAAUUGGCCAUUGUUGCGGCAGUCGACGGCCUGAUCCUACAUUCCCAGGCCAACGGACCACGACACACUGGUAGCAACAAUGAGGCUUCAUCCAUCCGCAUCGACUAUAAGACGAACAAAGUUACUGCGUUGCCCGCUUCCGCCUCGGAGCCCCUCGACGGAAAGGAUGCGCUAGAGGCCUACGGUCUCGUAGGUUUCUUAUCUGUCGCUUCAUAUUCAUUUCUCGUUUCCAUCACACAGCGCCAGCAAGUAGCGCAGAUCCAAGGCCAUCCGAUCUAUGCCGUAACCAACGUCGCGAUCAUUCCGGUCUCGUCCCAAGCGGAUGCUUCCCGCGCAAUCACACAGGCUAGGAAAGAAUCAUCGCAGGAGGAAGUCACCAUUGAUUCAUCUUCUGACGAAGAUGACCUCCCCGAUAAUGAAACCGACAGAGCCGAGGCCGAGGCUGAGAUCGGAAGCCUGCCCGCAUCACCUACUCGCGCUACAGCGCAUGUCCGCGGCACCAGCGUUGGCAGUAUCGCAGAAGAUGUGAUUGGGAAGAAAGUUCGCUUCGGCAAAUUUGCUGCCCAUUGGCUAUCGCGCAAAAACUUGGGCUUGCCCGGACCCGGAGCUCUAGAGUCGGAUGUGCCAGAGGCUCCCUUUGACGAAGCCUCUGAUCCAUCGGGUGAUGCCAGUGAGGCAAAAACUGAAGCCUUGGACGAAGCUCUGCCUGAAGAGGUUGGGGCUCAGAGUGAGCCUGAUCGGCCUAGCCAGGCUGCGGACUUGCUGCCGAAGCUGCUUCGAUAUACAAAACUCUUGUUUGCAUCGCAUAACUUUUUCUUUGCAUAUGACUACGAUCUUACGCGCUCUUUACAUAUGCAAGAAGCUCGGAAAGAUCAGCUCCCCCUCCACAAAGUUGUGGAUCCAUUGUAUUUUUGGAAUAGACAUUUGAUGAACACAUUCAUUGAUCACGGGGCACAUGGCUUUGUUCUGCCAUUGAUUCAAGGCUUUGUCGGCCAACGAGCAUUCACAGUCGCCGGUGCUGAAAAGAAACAAUCUUCGGAGGACUCAGUGGAACUUGCGGAAGGCCGAAUCCUCGGUGAAAAACACGAGGCCGAGGCUGUUGAGACCAAUGCUAGCAAGCGUGAUUAUCUUUUAACCCUCAUUUCUCGACGGUCUAAUAAACGGCCAGGUCUUCGUUACCUGCGCCGUGGUGUUGACGAUGAGGGCAACACAGCCAACACAGUCGAAACCGAGCAGAUUCUGUCGGUUCCGGAUUGGGUUCCGUCUCAUCCUGCCUACUCAUAUUUGCAAGUCCGGGGUUCUAUUCCUCUUUACUUCUCUCAGACGCCAUUUGCCUUGAAGCCAGUUCCAGUACUCCAUCACUCUGCAGACACGAAUCUCCUUGCCUUUGGUAGACACUUCCGAGAAUUCAGUCGACGGUAUGGAGAUGUUCAGGCUGUCUCUCUUAUUGACAAGUUGGCCGGUGAAUUGAAGCUAGGAGAGCAAUAUGAGAGAUACACUGAAGCCUUUAAUGAUGCCGGUGGGAUCGACGGUAAGCCAUUACAACUUGAAUGGUUCGACUUCCACCGCGAGUGUCGAGGAAUGAAGUUUGAAAACGUAUCUCGCCUGGUUGACCGACUAAAAGAUACGUUGAACCAGUUCUGCUACACCAUAGUGGCAGACAACGAUAUCCUGCAGACCCAAAAGGGCAUCAUCAGAACCAAUUGCAUGGAUUGUCUCGACCGCACUGGCGUUGCCCAGUGUGCAUUUGGCCAAUGGGCCCUCGAGCAUCAACUUGAAAAUGAAGGCAUUGACAUUGAUCUUGGUGGUGACUCUUCCACCCAAUGGUUCAAUACACUCUGGGCAGACAAUGGCGAUGCCAUCUCGAAGCAGUACUCAUCAACCGCGGCCCUGAAGGGGGAUUACACCCGCACACGCAAGCGAGACUACAGAGGUGCCCUCAACGACUUUGGACUGACACUCUCCCGUUACUAUAACAACAUCGUAAAUGACUUCUUCUCUCAGGCCUGUAUCGACUACCUCCUAGGCAACGUCUCAACCCAGGUCUUCGACGAGUUCGCCAUCCAGCUCCAGACCACCGAUCCAGGAAUCUCAGUCCAAAAACUCCGCCAGUACGCCAUUGACACAAGCUGCAACAUCGUCAUCAGUAGCCCCUCUGAAGAAUUCGUAGGCGGCUGGACCAUGCUGACACCCCGCCAACCCAACACCCUCCGCACCCUGCCGUUUGAGGAAUCAGUCCUGCUCCUAACCGACGCCGCAGUCUACAGCUGUCGCUUCGACUGGGAAACCGACAAGGUCCUAUCAUUCGAGCGCAUCGAUCUCCGCUCCAUCUCGCGCAUCCAUUACGGCACAUACAUCACAUCCAUAUUGACAGAUAGCCAAGCCGAUGAGGCGACCAAUGUCGGUCUCGUUAUAGUCCACCGCGACGGCGACAUGAACACCCUCCGUGUGAAUACUCGAUCCUUGCAGAGUGAUGUCAAUCUCAACACGCUUGAGACCACCGCAAGCGCCAAUAGUGAGUGGGAUCUUGUUUCAUGGCUGCGUGGUAGUAAGCCUGCGACAACGCGGUUUGUCGCGUUCAAGGGCCUGCCGCUGUCGACAGCGGUGGCUAGUCCGCGGCUUGGUCCCAGCACUGGGACUGUUAGGGAGAUGGAUCGGGUUCGCUCGGUCUGUUUGGAUAUCGAGCGCGCGAUGCUUGCGGGUCAGGGGAGGAAUGUUGAGGCGGUCUCUGUGGUUGAACAGUCGGAUAUCAUCUCUCUGGCGGAUGCUAAGAAAAGGACUGGAUGGUUGGAAUAUUUGGUUUACGAUCUUAAGAAGAUGGUUUGGGCAUGA